This is a messenger RNA of Colletotrichum spaethianum, 264 nucleotides long. RefSeq lists its product as uncharacterized. The transcript has 4 exons. Lineage: Eukaryota; Fungi; Ascomycota; Sordariomycetes; Glomerellales; Glomerellaceae. Bases 1 to 264 code for a protein of 87 amino acids. The record is from RefSeq and is a predicted model, not a curated record.
AUGCCCACGCCGCUAGACAACGCCAUGAGAUCCAGGAACGCAGUUCUUGCGUUUGGUGGAUUGGUGACGGCCGUAGCUGUCUGGUCCAUCUACGGCGGGGACAUGUUCCCCGCUGCCCCGGACCCGAAAGGCAACCCAGAAGAUUGGACCAGAGAGGAGAUGAGGAGAUGGCUGGCCGCGAGAAAUCUCUUCCCAAAUGACAACGACACACGGGAGGAGCUCCUGGCAAGAGUGUUGGCCAAUAUGAGGGCACCAAGGCGUUGA